Punica granatum (pomegranate) is the source of this 3689-nucleotide messenger RNA. The record is from RefSeq and is a predicted model, not a curated record. NCBI's taxonomy places the organism in Eukaryota, Viridiplantae, Streptophyta, Magnoliopsida, Myrtales, Lythraceae.
GCCUUUGAAGUUUUUAUUUGGACCUGGAGGGACUUAUUGCUAGCUCGAGAAUAUGGGAUCGAGCUCCAUGGUUUCUUUACGCGAAAAUUUUCAUUGUCGGGCCAUGUUGACGUGACAUGAGGGGUCACAUCGUGUACUUGUUUGAUGAAUGUAGGUACUAGUAGUUACAAGUCAUCAUUUGGACCGGAUUGAAGACGCCUGUGUCCUCAGCUAAAUAAUGGGUCUGGACCUUAUCGAUAACAGUAGAGAAAUGGGGUUGGUCAUUGGAAAUUUGGCUAUGAUACGGUUGAAGCUAGAAAGGGGCUGAAUUUGGAAUGACGAAGACAGGCUGAACUCGGUAUGAUGAGACGGCCGAUUUGGAGAGGAACGGAGGGCAGGUCUGUCCAUUUAAUUUAAGGUGCGAAUAGAAAUCAUGAACUUUGUUGAGGGGUCCAGUUGGUCAUGUGACAGCUGCUUCUGUGAAAGCAUCCCAUAGCUGGCCCCUCCCCUUCAAUCAUGGCCCGUCAAUCCGACUGAGUUAGCCUAAGGAUUCUACCUCCUUUAGCCCUUCGCCUACAACCCCUAGUUAUCAUCUCACCGGUAAAAUGGCGGCUACAGGAUCCGUGGAACGUGCAGGACGUUUGUAUCUGCAUCAUUAACGACUGGAUCGUGUGAUUUCCAUUUCUGACGGAGUUCUUACUCUAGAACUAUGAUAACAUGGCUAUAGUCGAACUCUCUUCGCUUGGGCCAUUGAUGACCGCAACAAAUCAGCAAAUUUAUCAUCAACUAUGCUCUCUCCUGGGAAUACGUAAGAAGGAACCUCUUUCCUCAUGGGUCCUACGGAACAAUAGUUGUGAUUGACUCGGUAUGAAGAAAUGUUUAAAUACGAACCUUAUGGAAGUCUUUUUGUGAUGGAUAUUGAAUGGAAGCUAUUAUUUCACAGGGGGCAGCAGGAUAGUUCCAAAAUAAAACACUCUUCUUUUGAGGAUGUGUGUGGUUGUAGUCCCAGUCCCUGCUGAAGAAUAGAAGUACUGUUGAGUGAGUGAAAUGUGCUGAAAGAAUCGUUCAAUUAAAUGUGCAGGGUCUCGAUAAAUUGUCGACAACUUGGCAUGAUAUACGAAUAAGACGAACUUGUCUGCAGAGUAUAGCAGCUGGGAGAGGGGCCUGAAUGUGUGGAGCACAACGUGCCAUGGACCGGAAGAAUUCGGUCGGUUGAAAUUACAUGUCGCCCGUCUUUUCAGCUUCUGUAAACCUCUGAUGAAAUUCCUUUUAACCCCUCAAAACUGUGUAAAAUUGUGUCAGUUCGUAUCCCAGUACAUGGGUUUGCCUCUCAAUGCGGGGGCCCGGAUUCUGAUCUUCACCUAGGUGACCAGUUAUUGUGAUAAUGCAGUUCUAAGAUGUCUCGUGUGCAAAUCCAGGCUUAGAACAUGGAUUUCUUGCCAACACCGCACAGAGGAGGCAAUGGAAGGUACGGUGAAAAGCGUCGGCAUCAAGUGCAUCGCAAUCAUUCUGUUUGGUUCUUGGAGCUGGACUUAAACCCCCGAGACCUAACCACGAGCCACAACUCGGAUUGCUUUCUCAUAGGGUAGAUCUCGACUAGCUGGAACCCGAGAUCUUGGAAUCCCAUGUAAUUCUUGGAUAAGCACAUUUAGCCAGUGCCUUGAGGGCGCUCGUUAAGGAACGCGGACACUUCGUUCCAUCUGGAUCCGAAACACUUCCCUAGGAACUCCAAAUUUCUCGAACAACAUUCACUGUGUUUUUCCACUGCAGCGUAGCUAAAGCCGCAUGAUCAAUGGGAACCGUAAAUUUGGUUGAUCUUCUAUCCAUAUCAAGUCUCUUCGUUCAAUUAAGACCCAUAUAAUCAUGUCGCGGGAUCCGAUUCUAACCGUAAUUUCUAGUUAUUAUCAAGACUGUGAGAGGGAAAAUUUUUUUAUAGUUUUGUCAGUAUGAUGAAAGCAUCUGGGGUCUGUUCUCGUGUAAUUUUGACACAUUUGCAGCCAGCCCUACUUAAAGGGCAAGUUCCCACAAAGCCAAGCAGCUGAAUGGUCCUCCUCACCUCAUUCAUUGCCAUUAGUCCCUUCCCUAAGGCAUUUUUUUCUUCCCUUAAUGGCCAUGGUAAACGUGAUACAGUCCUCCAACUCAGAACUUCCCUGGGUGUAUUCCUUGAACAGCACCGAGGUUGGCAACAACCGACCCCGGGAUGUGUCCUUCUCCUCAUACUUGAACCCCAGCGAGGAAACCUUCGUGCACAAGUUAGUGCAGUCUGGCCGGAGCCUCAGUUUCACUUCUGAGCCUGAGAAGGAGCAUGAGCAUCUGUAUUACUUGGGGCGUAAGGAAGAAGAUGGAGAGAUUGGAGUGUUCGAGGCGGAGAAGUACUUCAAUGGAGAGAUCGACUGCGAGAGCGACGACAGCCUGCAGAGCGCCAUGCCCUUGAAGAAGCUCAUCCACUUUGAAGACAAGAAAGAGGAAAGGGAAGGAGAACGGCUCCCGGACAUUGUUACAAAGCCUGCGAGGGCAAGGCUUCCUGCAGGAACUCCUAGCACUCGUUCUGAGUCAAGCUUGAACAGCCAGAGAGCGCUGCUGCAGAAUGUCACCAAAAACCCCGUGCAGAAGAAGGAUGGUAAGGUGAAUAGCAGCAGGAGUAUUUUGGCUGCAAUAGGCUGCAAGUGCUCUUGCUCUGAUAAAGAUUCGGUCGAUGUUGUUGAUGACGAGAAUACCGCAAAGUUCAUCACUUCACUCAAUGCGAAAUCGAACGCUGUUGGUGUAUUUCCUACCCAUAGCAAUGGUCCAACCUCUGAUGCCAAGACGAGUGAGGAGAUUCAGUCCCGCAAGGCGGGAAAGUUCGGGCACCUUGCGCCCAAGACAUUCCUUGAUCUACCGUCACUGAAGCCGGAAGACGAAGAAGUUAAGCCCAGGAAGUCCCUCGAGGUUUUCGGUUCACCUUUGUACAGAAAGAAAGGGAACGAUAAGGAGACUUACAACUUAGAGAGGAGGCUCACAAUGCUUAGUACAUGGGACGCAAACCCGAGAAAGGCAGAAUCCGACGUAGUCAACGAGACCGAGAGCGACGCAAGCUCAGACCUCUUUGAGAUCGAGAGCUUGACCGGGAAAGUUAACUCAUACCUCACAAGGCAGACCUCUGAUGCCACGUCCGAUUGCCUGACUCCAACAACUGCUCGUUACCCUCCAAGCGAGGUGAGCAUAGAGUGGAGCGUGGUCACGGCCUCAGCCGCUGAUUUCUCGGUUCUAUCUGAUUUAGAGGAGGCAAUCAGCGGGCCACUGGUAGCCACAAAAGGCAUUGCUCAGGCCAAGAAUCGGACUGAGGAUGGGCAGAGGUGGCGACCAAGGUCAGGCAUUUUGCUGGGAUGCAAGAGCCAGAAGGCUGUUCGGGUUGCUGGAGAGGCCCACAAGUUCAGCAAAGAGAAGUUUCGGUCAGAUCCAAGGAUGGGUUUGAGUCGGAAGUUGAAUUUGUCAGCUGAUCCAGUGGCGAGGUUCCAGGCAGAGGCCAGGCUCACGGGGUUUGAUCCCAAAUACCGGAAACACGCUUCACAUCUAUUGUAUGUCGGAAAUUAAGGAACGCCUUAUGCAUAACCAUAGUUCUCUCUGAAUGCCUCAAGUUGUAAGUUAUUAGAGUUCAUAUGUACCAAAUUUAUAACAAGCUUUUUGUGCAUUCAUAAUAAUACAAAGCUCAUUACCUUUCCUUCAGACCA